AUAUAUCUCGCAGGGUUUACUUUUGUUGAGGGCAGCUUUGACAUGGCGGACGCGGAGGAUGCAAUUAUUGGAGAAAUAACCCAUUCUGAUCCCGAUUCCGACACACAGGAUAAUGUAAAACAGCAAGGCUUUAUCGGUAAAAGCUCUCCAGGAACAAAGGAAGGAAAAACACCCGAUCUUUUGUCCGAGGCUCUCUCAAAGAUGGAUGAAUCUGGACAGGAAGAUGAAAUAAAUUUCUCUGCCGCGGCAGGAGAGACAGACGCAAACACCGAUGGAGCCGCGGGUAGCGGCUUGUUAGAAGAAGAUGAUCAUGAUGAUAAACAAGUUUCUGAAACUGUCAUUCCUGAAGCCGAACCAGGAGAUGGAUUCCCCGUCGUUGGAGAUCAGAAUCAAAUGUUGAUUGCUGACAGCACGUCAUCUAAUGACAAUGGGCUGAUUGAUGGAUCAAUUGAAUCACAAGCUGAUUGUUUGACUGGCCAAAUUGAUUCUGAAUCUUCCAAAAUUGACACCGAAUCUUCUGCUCUUUCUGGGGAUCAUGAUUCAGCCAUGUCUUCAUCAUCGAAUAAUGUCUUAUCAGAUAUUGCAGCAAGUUCUUUACUUGGGUCCAUUGCAACCAUGAUCGAUUCAGGCAGCGAUUGUUCUCUCACCGAAAACUCAAAAAAUAAAGAUGCAUUAAACAUCCUGGAAACUGCUUCUGCAUCAGCUGUAGGAACCACUCCCACUUCUGUAGUAGCUGCACCUGCGGCCAAUCCAAUAUCUUUGAAUUUGGCAAGAUCAGCUCAAAAUACAUCAUUACUUGUGAAUGGAAAUAGUUUGUUGACAGGUUCUGCUUCUAGUAAUAUUGGCCUUGGAACAUCUCUGCUGAAUACCCCUGGCCUCAUUCAAGCCAUCUCACAGCAACAGACGGCUCCAAUCACAAGCGUUCCAACUCUGAGAGUAGCACCUUCAACCCCUUCACCGGUAACAAUCACUGUUCGAACCCCUCCAGGGACAGGGGCUCUCAGCCAAACGCUUAUAUCGAAUAUUGUGAAUACCCCAGAAGUGCAGGCCCUCUUGGCAAAGAAUCCUGGUCAACCAAUCACCAUUGUUCGCGUUCCAGAUGCUCCAGCCACUGUGACCACCCAGUCAUCAAAACCAACUCCAGCCCCAGCUCCUCCACCUGCUUCAUCUUCAACACCAGCUAAGGCUCCAGCUCUUAUUAAAGUUCCAGUUUCAACCACGACUCCAGUUUCUGCUCCCAUCUUGUCCACAAGUCAGAAACAGGGAAGCACUAUUCCGAUGAUGAAAGUAGUAACUAAUGCAACUAACAAGCAGCAAACACCCGUCAGAACUUUCCCACCCGGUACCAUCCUGUCCAACAGGCUCCCCAGUAAUAGCACUCCAACAACCACAAAAACAACUUUUUCACCCACUUCAACAUCGGUCAAAUCCUCUCCGAGUCCUAAGCCAGCCAUAGUCUUGGGAGUAAAGAAAAAAGUUGGUCGAGGUGGUGGAAAAGCAGCGGCCAAGGGAAUGGCUCCAGCAGUGCCGUCCUCGCAGGACUUGCAUCUCAUGAGACAGAAGAGACCGGCCAACUGCAAGACUCGAUCUGGACGAGUGUCCAGGCCUCCACUGUAUAGAAUCAAGGAGUACAAAACCAUGUCCAAUGAAGAGAUGGGAGACCAGCCAGGUUCCUCUGAUGGAGAAUACUCGGAUUAUGAUGAUGGUGAAAAUGCAACCUCGACACUUAGCUUCUAUGAUCAGAAGAGGAGGUAUAAAUGCCAGAACUGUGAGAAGCGGUACAUUGGAAGAGGCGGACUGGCCAGACACUACAGAGACAACCAGACACAUGGAGAUCCUGAUGCCGUGUUUGCAAAGACGGAAGAUGAAGACCCACAGAUGGAGAUGGAGACUGAUGAGAAACAAAGUGACAAAGAAACAAAGGAGGAGACACCAAACGAGGCAGCUGAAAUCCCGAGUGAGGCAGCCGAGACAAACGAGGCAGCUGAAUCCCCGAGUGAGGCAGCCGAGAAACCUAAUGGGAACCAAUCUCCCAGUCCCAAGCCCGAAGAUGAUAAGCCAAGUUCUUCAGAAGAGACAUCCCAAGAAAACAAACAAGCAGAACCAGAACCAGAACGGCCGAAACCAGCUAUAAUUACCUACCACUAUCCUUAUAAACCAAGGGGGCGGGGUAGAGGAAGACCCCCAGGGUCGGGUCGUAAGGUCGUUGAUCAGAGUGGCGAUGCAUCAGUGAUAACCUCAAACAGCAAAGAUGUUCCAAAGGCAGAAGCAUCAACUUCAAAGUUCUUUGACCCCAAGACCCCUCUUGACGAUGAUCUGAUCAAGGUCACGCUGCCUAUGCUGUCUAAGGUCAUCACUCCCUGGGAGUACAUAGUCGCCAGAGCCCAGCAGACCACAACCAAAGAUGCAAUCUUUCCCACCAUCCUGAAAGCACUCAAAGAAAUGCAUCUUGAAGCCAGGAAGAUGGCUGCGUCGUGUCUGGAGCGUGUUCCAGUUUUUCCUGUCAAGGAUCAUUCUGUGAAAGGAAACGCAUCACAAGAGAUUCUAAUCGAGGACGAUGCUAUGGCUAAAGUUCUUGGUGUGGAGACUGGACGAUAUCGCUUCAAAGAUCCCUCAGACGAUGCUCUGCCAAAGACUGUAAGACUUCUGAAGAAGCAAGAAGCACUAUCCAAAGAUAAAGAACAAAAACAACCUAAGGCUGCAAAGAGUGUAGGUGAAGCACUGCAGAGGAAGCGCAGAAUGGCAAAUUCACCAAAGAGUGAGCCCCCGAGCAAGAAAACCCCUGGCACAAUCAGCAUCCUUUCUCCUCGGUCAAGCUACUCCCGGCUCACCACCCCUUCCUCGUUUCCUGCCAAGAGGGUCCAUACCAUCGGAACCAUAGCAUCCAUCGCCGACGUCCCCAACGCCAACACCACGGCGAAACCUGCUGCUGAAAAGAGACCCAUCCCUCCUCUUGGUCCGAUAUCAUCGGCCUCCAAAGGCAUGGAAUCGAACACCAAAGCUUUUGAAUCCAGCCCGACGGCCAAGACAACCAGUGUGACGACGGCGUUGCCACCACUCAAGCCUAUCAGAACAAAACCUACCAACACCCAGUCAACAUCGUCACAAGAGAGCAAGACCACCACCAGCCCUGCUACUACUACUACCACUACACCAUCAUCAGAACAAAGCACUGCCAUUGAGGAUGAUACAGCCAAGGAAAGCUCUAGCUUAUCCUCAGACUCACAGCUCCUCACAUCUACUCAAGAUUCUCCUGAUAGCAACCCUGCCAAAGCCCAAGAGGCAGAGGCGUCCAACGAGUCCGGUCCACCCCUCAUGGAGACGGGAGACACCCCCUCAGAAGACCUGGUGGAGCAGACCACCGUCCUACCCGAGGGCACCACCAUCAUGCAGCUGGAGGACGGCACCUUCCUCCUCCAGAAACCCGACGGCACCGCCAUGCAGAUCCAGACGCCCGAGGGCAUGACCAUCGAGACCGUCCAAGCUCUUCUGUCCAUGGAGGGUGGUGCCAUUGAGACGGUCGAGGAGCCCAGCCCGCAGUACAUCCUGGACGACGGCAGUUGCGUCCAGCUACCAGCGGGGAUGUCCCUGGAUAUGGCCGUUGAGAUGGGUUUGAUCAAUCAGUCUGCAGAUUGAGAACUCCAAAACCAUGGCCAGGUGGAUGAGCCUGCUGUCUGUAUAUAUAAACUGCCAUUUUGCCCAACUUGCCAGUAUUGUGCAUCACAUGGUCUUCACCAUCAGUCAUUGUAGUUUGUCAGGUUAACUUGCCUUUGUCUCGUUUAAUUUUCUCAACUUUAUCUCUCUUUUACUUCGUCUUUGAUUGUGUAUACCUUACACUGCAAUCACACUAUCUUUUUCUUCUAUCAUACAUAUUUAUCCAGUAUUUCAGCUUAAUAUGUAUGCACUUCAUUCAUGGUCAGUAAUAUCUUCAAGUAGCAAAAGUAUUAAUUUGUGUAAAUGUUCUGACAUAUCUGUCUCUAUAUUUGGUUUGGAUGCUGAUUUUUAGAAAAAUAUCUAUUGGAGGGGGGGGGGGGGCUUGUAGUAUUCCUAACAAAAGAUAAUGCAUGCACUUAAUAGCUAGAAUUGCAACUGGCUAAUUGCGUAACUCAGUGAAGAAAGUGAUUUUAUUUUGACCGCCAAAAUUCUGAAGUUGGAUUUGUCAAUAGUGUACAUCAGUAUGAAAUAGACUUAAAAAACAAAUGAAGUAGGCAGCCAGCUUGUUUUGUCAGUUUCUCCUCUGCAAAAUAUAUCAUGCAUUGUAAAUAUUGUAAUAUAUGUUUGUGUAUAUUUUUGAAAACGGCAACAUAUGUUUUUUUUAGAUAUUGCUUGGUCUACUUUAUACGUGCAUGAAUUUGAUAUGUGUAUUCAGCUACUAUUAUUAGGUUGAGUAUGGGAGUGUGCUCUGUACAUUGCAUGUCUGGUCUGAAAUGUCUUGAAACACGUCUUUUCCGAUGUUUACUAUAUAUGCACAUAUGUACAUAGUUUAGUAGUUUGAUAUAUAUAUAGCUAAUAAGCCCGUUUUUGAGGUGCCAAUUAUUGUUAUCCCUAGAGUCCUCCACCACCAUCACCACUAAUAAUGUAGGCAUUAAAUGCUCGGUGUAGUUGUCUGUGAACACAUAUAUUUUCUUUAUUUUCAUCUGGUACAACCAGAGAGUUAUUUGCCCGAAUUCACAAAGGUCAUUUCUAAUUUUAAAAGCAUCGGUUGAACCCAUGGUUUAUGCAGAUUUCCUGUAUAAAGUAUGCUUAUUUACCGGGUAUAUUAAAAAAUGUCCAGUGCUGAUGCACGCUUUUGUCACAGUGCGCCAAACUGACACCUGUUGCCAUGGUUAAGUACCAGUAUAUUAUAUAAGGUAUAAGGUAUUAUAUUCAAGAGUCCACUGUUUGAAGAGUGGACUCAUUAAUUCAAAACAGUGGACUCAUUAAUAAAAUAGAGUGGAUAACCACGGCAAUAGGCGUCAACUUGGCGCACUGCAACAAGACCGUGCAUCAGCAUUGGAAAUUUUUAAUAUACCUGGUAAAUACUCGUAAUUUAUACAGGAAAUCUGCAUAGACCAUGGGUUUACCCGAUGGUUUUAAAAACCACCUUUGUGAAUUCAGGCCAUUGUGUUUAUUCAUCAGAUGGGUGUUAUAACUUCUUCACAUUAUCUGUCUACAUUGUUUUUCGUGACAACUUAAAAGCGGACAUAAUCUGAAUCUUAUUCUUGAUUUUUUUUUACUGGACAUAUCUGACCAAUAAGUUUUACAAGUCCUUGAAAUUUACUUGACCUGCAGUGAUUUUUACCAGUUACGGACUACUGGCACCGGUGUCGACCUCUGUCUUUUCCAACAUUUCAGAAUAUGACUUACUGGUUGUUGAAAUCCUACACAGUGUGUAUUGUGCUCUUAUCAAUGGAUACACAUGUUUUAUACACCAAAGUGUAGAUCUAGACCAACAGGUUUUUAUGUUUAAUUUUUCAAUGAAUUUGUCGUUUUUAAAUCAUCAAAGUAAAAAAAAUGUAGAUGUACCUGGACACAUUUCCGUUUGAACUAAUUAUUCAAUUCCUUGAUCCCACAUAUAAAAUUGAUUUUGUAACAUCAACUGGAAUUAUAAAAAUAUAUUGGCUUUUUGCAAUUAAUGUUAUUAGAAAUUCAAAUCAAGUCAUAUUAGAUAAUGAGAUAAUAUAGUAAGUUUGCGUUUUGAGUUUGAAGUAGGAUAAGAAUAUGCAAUUUGUAAUAGUGGGCUUUCUACUCUUAAUAGGAAUGAAAUAUAUUGAAUACAAAAAUAGUUUGCUUUGAUAAUAAUGAAUGAUAGGCAAAAAGCAAAGCUCCAAGUAGGUAGUUGGGAAUAAAUCAUACCAUAGUUGACUGUGGAUCCUAUGGCCCGUAUUCUGAAGUCGGGUUCAACUCAAACUCAGGUUUAAAGUUGUGGUUUAAGUAUGGAUAGCCAAUUGUUCCAUAAAUCACUAACGAUAGAGAUAUCAUAUUUCAGCUCAUUUGGCUCUCAAAGCAUUCAUAAUUGUCUAGGAAGUAUAAAUAGAUGAUUGUCUUCACUGUCGAUGAAUCAGGAAAGAGCACAGUAAACAUAAGAAACAUACAACUUGAUAAAAAGAAAUUGACACUUAUGGCUUCCCAUAAUUUUAGCACAGAGUUAGACCAUGGUCUAAGUUAAACCUGACUUCAGAAUACGGGCCCCAGUUUCUUUUGGCUUUUGAUUUGCAUUCUGUGAUAUUAAUUCCUACUGUUGUAACUUGUUGAUUGUUUAACUAUGGAAAGCCACAUGUGACCAAUCUCCAGCAGUAUAGCUUUGAAUCGUUGGCACAUUUGGCACUAAAUUCUUUCAUAAAUGUCUGGUAAUGAUAACUGAAGUAGUUUUCAUCACCAUUGAAAUAUGGGGAAUGAUCACAGAAAACAAUGAAUAUAUACAAUAUAAAUUUUGAAAUUUCAGCUUCCCAUAAUAGCACAGGGUUAGACCAUGGCCUAAGUUAAACUUGACUACAGAAUAUGGACCACUGUGUUAAGAAUCCUCUAAUAAAGGGGUUUGGAGAAAAUGUGCAUGUUGAUAUGAUCAAAUAUGAUAUUGUACUGUUUUGCCAAAUUCAAGUGGUUUUUAUCAACUGGAUAUUGAGCGAUCUGUGCCGACCGCACAGAAAGGUUGUUAGCGUAACAGAUUGCGAAGAGUAAUAAGCCCAGUCACAUCUUUCGGAUUGUGAAGCCAAAACAUUUAUUUCAAUGUGUCAUGCAUUGUUGUAACAUUGGGCAUCGCUGCCACAUUACCAGUUGUAACAGGGCCUCUGUUAGCGCAUUGUUAGCGCAAAAAAACGUUUCUGUGCGGUCAGUACAGACUGAUAGUUUCAUCAUUUAUUUAAAGUAGUCCCCAUACAUGUAUCUCCAUCAUUACUGGAAAUACUUUGAAAAUAUGACUUAAGUAAUCAAUUCCAUCCUAGUACUUUGUUAUCAAAUUUGGUAGGUUGGAUAUGUGAGAUAGUUUCCUGUAGGAAAUAUGUUGAUGCACAAGUAGCUAUAGGGUAGAAAAGAGGUUGAAUAUAUCUGUCUAGGCUUGUAACUUCGUUUUAUGUCUUUGUAAAGAGAACCAUUUUCUCCACUUCAAAAUAGAAUUACAUCAAACUUUAUGACAAUUAUAAUGAUUGUUAUAUUUGUUAAAAACCAACUUAAAAAAACAUCCAAUAUGUCACAAGGCCACUUUCUGUUAGCCAUGACAAUACUCUUAUUAAUGCUCAAAGUUUAAAAUUUAAAAAAUCAACUCAUGUGAAAGACCUACCUACAUGUGCUCUGAAUUCAUGAAGGUUUGAAAGUGAGAAACAAACAUUUCAACAACAAAAAUUCUUAGACUGCUUCGGGUUUCAACAGGGUGUAUUUCAUGAAAAGUUUGACGAUGAUUUUCUCUUACAGAUGUUACAAGCUACUGCAAAUUCUUCAAUCUGAUUGGCUGAGAGCAAAGUAGUCAGUGAACAUCAUUGAUGAAACAUUUUGUGAAAUGUUCCCCUGAUCUUGUACAUUGGAUCCAGUAUUAUUUGGGUUAUGGUUAAUUAAAAAGUAAUGUCACCUUGAAGUAUAAGAUUUGCUUACAAUACAGAAAAUUCAAUCGCCUCCCCUCUCAAGUAAUAUUGUGGGUUUUGCAUGUAAACAUGUUGGUUUAGACAUCCAUAAUAUAUACUUUUGUUGUUAUAAAUAUGGCGAUCAAGUUACACAACAUAACACUCACUACCUGUCAAACAGGUAUGCUUCUUCUUUUACCUUUUACUGGUAAUUGAAAAGUGCAAAAGGUACUUUUUUCUGGUUAGAAUGGUUCAUUUAACUCUGGGCAAUGCAUGUCGUAGUUUACUUUACAUAAAACGAAACAUUUUUUCAUCAAAUUUGAUAUUUUCCCUAAAAAUCUAGAUACAUUUUGCCUGGAGAGGGAGAUAACAAUGUUUUCCUUUUUUUUAAUUGUACAGUAUAAAUAUUUUUUCUUUUAUUAUUGCAUUUGUGAAAAAAUUAUUUAUUAUUAAAAUAAAUUACAAUUAUAUACAGAAUGAGAAGAAAAUGAUCAAAAAGAAAAUUGUUGAAAUGAUUCUUUUACAUAACCCAAUUAUUGGUCUUUCCUGUUGAUAGACAAUCUGUCCAUCAUGAAAUUAUAAUUCAUACUCUGAAGAGAACAAAUAUACAGCCAUGCCUAGGAAUUGAAUGAAUUUUAGUGACAUUUCUAAUUCAAAACCUUCAUAAUAUUUAUGUGAAUAAAAACAAGCAAUGUGAAAUAUUUUUGAAGUAUUCAUAGCGUUGCCCUUGUAUAUACACAUUUCAUGUGAAUAUUCCAUUAAAUGAGUAUGAACAAAUAA
Lytechinus pictus (painted urchin) is the source of this 8315-nucleotide messenger RNA. RefSeq names its product mucin-2-like. NCBI's taxonomy places the organism in Eukaryota, Metazoa, Echinodermata, Echinoidea, Temnopleuroida, Toxopneustidae. Bases 43 to 3636 code for a protein of 1197 amino acids. The transcript is spliced from 7 exons. The record is from RefSeq and is a predicted model, not a curated record.